AUGGGCGCGGCGCGGCGGGGCAGAGCAUGGGCACCCCGCGCUGCCGGGGCCGCGGGCAGAGCCAGCGCCGCCGUCCCGGGACCGGGGCCGCUGCCGGGGCCGCCGCCCGCCGCCCAUCACCGCCCGGCCCGCAGCCGCCGCCGCAGCCCGCGGGCCGCUCGGGCGCUCCGCAUGCCGGGGCCGGGCGGCGCCGCGGGGAGCGGGCGGCAACAGGGAAAGCCUUUUGGUCUGGGAGGCAAGAGAACUCAGUAUCCACGUUGCUGUUCCCAGCUGACACUGUGCAGGCUCCGCACACACCAGUGGUGCUUCAUCCUCUCCAACGUGCUGCUUUUCCACGUGCUGCUCUUCGGGGCAGAUUUGCUGGAGCAAUACUUCCUGCAUUCCCUGCCUCUCUCUUACACGGAUGCAAAGGCUCUGGAGAUCAGGGAGAGGGCCAGGAAGCUGGAUCUGGAUCCUCUGAAGGCCAACCUCUCCUACACCAGCAGCAGCACAGCGACUUGCUCUGACCAAGAGAUAUUUCUGCUCAUUGUUGUGUGCAGCAGCCCCGAGAACAGGACAAGGCGUGACGUGAUCAGGCAGACCUGGGGGAACAGCACAGGCUCUGGGGGUCACAGCAUCCUCACUGUGUUUGCUGUAGGAAAGGCAGCUGCAGCAAGCACCCAGCUGCAGAUCAAUGAAGAGGCUCAAAAGCACCGAGACAUCAUUGAAGGCAGUUUCAUCGAUUCCCCCCGGACGCAGACACAGAAGAUGCUGAUGAGCGUGGAGUGGACGGUGACCUCCUGUCCCCGUGCCAGGUUCAUCCUCCACACAGCCCAGGAUGUGUUUGUGGCUGUUCCCAGCCUGGCUGGGUACCUGCUGAGCUUAACCCAGCUGGAGGACAUCUACCUGGGGAGCGUGGUUCACCACGGGGUGCCCGACAGGGACCCCCAGAGCCCUGCCUUUGUGCCCAUGCAGCAGUACCCCGAGCAGUUCUACCCCGAUUUCUGCCACGGCAGCGCUUUCCUCAUGUCCCGGGACGUGGCUCGCAAGGUUUACGUGGCUGCCAGGGAGGUGCCCCUGGCAUUGCCCCCUGCUGCCUUUGUGGGAAUCUGUGCUAGAAGAGCUGGCAUCAGCGCCAGGCACAGCUCCCGCUUCGCUGGGGAGAAGCACAUCAGCUACAAUCGAUGCUGCUACAAAUUCAUUUUCACCUCUGCAGACAUGGCAGAGGACGAGUUAGUUAAAGGCUGGAAGGAAACGAGCGAUGGGGAAGAUUGUUCCUUGCUGGAAACCUACUACAGCCUGGUGUCCUGCAAGGUUCUCACCUACAUUGAUAACUUCAAACAGUUCAACUUGGAUAGGAUAAAAAAUGAGCUCCUUCAUUUUGUCAAUUAGUAUUUAACUUCUGCAAAGAAAGGCUGGAUUUUCUUUCAUCAGCUGUGUUAUCCUGUUAGUGUUCAAUACAAAGGAUGUCCUCCCAAAGUUUGCUCUUUUCCCUUCAGCAGCAAAUGAAUUCUCACUGUUACAGUGUGGCAGAGCAGAACUGGAUGUACUCUGCCUCUCUACCUACAAGUGCAUGCACUGAAGUAAAAAAGAUUAUUCCAACAGACUUUG
Oenanthe melanoleuca is the source of this 1590-nucleotide messenger RNA. It is a transcript of the gene B3GALT9, whose product is annotated as beta-1,3-galactosyltransferase 9. Gene Ontology annotation, cellular component: membrane. The record is from RefSeq and is a predicted model, not a curated record. Gene Ontology annotation, molecular function: hexosyltransferase activity. The coding region runs from base 1 to 1371 and encodes 456 amino acids. NCBI's taxonomy places the organism in Eukaryota, Metazoa, Chordata, Aves, Passeriformes, Muscicapidae. The transcript has 2 exons.